CUGGUGCGAACCGUCCAGUGUACCAAGUGACGUAGCCAAACAAAGAUGGCGACGGUCCAUCUGGGGCUCCGUGUUAACUCGACGAAAUUAGAGAAAAUUACUCUAAAUAAUGUUAAUUUAAGCGACACGGUAGAUACCAUUAGAGAACAGGCAGCUAGCAAGAGCAAGACGACGGCUGACAAGAUACAGUUAGUCCACUGCGGUGUGGUUCUUAAAGGCUCUGAUACUCUUAAGGAUGCAGGAAUAACAUCGGGAACUAUGAUUCACUGCCUGCCUAAGUGUGAGGAAUCUACGCCAACAGCAGUACCGCUGAGUCUUCCAGAGGUUCAGACGUUACUGGUGUCCCUCAGAAAUGUUGCAACAAGCCCAAAUUUUCGAGAUUUUAUCCAGAAACUUCGUGGCCCAGAGAUGGUAGAGAAGAUAUUAUCCUCUUGUCCUAUUGCCCGAAGCGAACCUACAGCUCUCGCCAUGUUGCAAGAUCCAGAGCUAUUUAUGGGUCUUACAAAUCCCGACAAUUUAAGCACCGUUGUUGAUGCUCAGCCAGCUGUGGGAAGAGUCGCGCAGUACGUAGCUUCUUUAAUGACGAAUGAAACCACAUCCCCUCGUCGCUCCCACCACGUCUCCUACUCCAUGGACGCACUCUCUGAUGAUGAUGAGAUGGAUGCGGAACAGUCUGGAGACUCGGCUGGUGGAAGUCGAGCUAGCGGCUCGAUACCUUUUCAGCCAAUUACACCAGCUCAGCUUGCUGCAGCUCUUGCCAGUGCCACAGGUAAUAGCACCAAUGGCAGCAGUAAUAGACUUCCUUCCAGUGCCCCCCGCAGUAUUCCCACAACCCCAUCUGCUGUUACCACCACACCUUUUAAUACUCCAGCUCCAUCAGCUGGUGCCCCUGCAGCCCCAGGACCUAUCACCCAUGAAAUGUUCAGCAAUGCUCUGCAGAAUGCAUUGGCUGCCUCUGCAAGUCGGGCCUCGGGUCCGUCUUCAUCUUCGUCCUCAUCAGGUCCUCCGUCUGCCAGCAUCCAGAUUCCCAAUCUUGAUGAGUCUUUACAGCUCAUGAGAGAGAUGGGCAUCCCUGAUGAAGAUCUUAGUCGUCAAGCUUUACAAGCCACAAAUGGAGAUGUACAAGCAGCAGUGAAUCUCAUAUUUGCUCAGUGGAUGGCUGAUGACUAGUAUAAUCGUGUUUUAUACUAGGUAAUGCUUAAUUUUGUUGAUCUGCUCGACUCUCUAAUCUUGACCUGCUUUGACUAUAGCUUAUAUGACCAGUGCCGUACUUGAGAUACUUAUUAUAAAUAUAUCAGUGUUUUGUGCAGUUCAAUGAUAGGAAACGGUGAAUAGUUUACCUAAUAACUUUUCAUCUACAGGAAAAUUAAAGGUAAUAUUAUAGUAAA
This is a messenger RNA of Procambarus clarkii (red swamp crayfish), 1388 nucleotides long. RefSeq names its product ubiquitin-like protein 7. NCBI's taxonomy places the organism in Eukaryota, Metazoa, Arthropoda, Malacostraca, Decapoda, Cambaridae. Gene Ontology annotation, biological process: ubiquitin-dependent protein catabolic process. The record is from RefSeq and is a predicted model, not a curated record. Gene Ontology annotation, molecular function: polyubiquitin modification-dependent protein binding. Gene Ontology annotation, cellular component: cytosol.